ACGACAGUAGAGAGCUCCUCCUGUCGUUUCAAUCAUCAUGGCCGCCCCUGAAGUUCACCACUUGUUUCAUGCUCCAAUUGCCGAUCAUUCUUUCUCGUCCGACAAGCAGACGCUUGCAGUGGCCCGGGAGAACAAUGUGGAGCUCUAUCACAAGUCAGGCAGCAAGUUCUCGCUGACUGAUGAACUGAAGGGUCAUGAGAAGACCGUGACCGGUGUCGAUAUUGCUCCAAAUUCUGGCCGUAUUGUCACUUGCUCUCAAGACCGCAACGCCUAUGUCUGGGAACAGACUCCCUCCGGGUGGAAACCGACCUUGGUGCUUCUGCGAAUCAACCGAGCUGCAACCUUCGUGCGGUGGUCUCCAUCGGAACAGAAAUUUGCGGUCGGAUCGGGCGCCCGUGUGAUUGCCGUCAGUUACUUUGAAGAGGAGAACGACUGGUGGAUCUCGAAGCACCUGAAGAAGCCGAUCCGCAGUACGAUCACCACCCUCGCCUGGCACCCGAACUCCGUCCUUCUUGCAGCAGGAUCGACAGACUCGCACGCAAGGGUGUUUUCUAGCUUUAUCAAGGGAGUGGAUACCCGCCCUGAGCCGAGUGCCUGGGGCGAGAGACUUCCCUUCAACACUAUCUGCGGUGAAUACCUGAAUGACUCGGCAGGCUGGAUUCAUGGCGUGUGCUUCUCACCCAGUGGAAAUGCGCUUGCAUUUACCGGACACGAUAGUAGCGUGACGGUGGUUUAUCCUAGUGCUCCGGAGCAGCCCCCUAGGGCGAUGCUGAAUAUCACCACCCGCCUUCUCCCGUUCAACAGCCUGAUCUGGAAUGGCGAAAAUGAAAUCAUUGCGGCCGGUCAUGACUGCGAGCCCUAUCGCCUGCAAGGUGACGAAAAUGGAUGGCAGUUAGCUGGAAGCAUUGAGAAAAAGGCUGGCCCCGGUGCUGGUAGCGUUCGUGAAGAGUCUGCUCUCAAUAUGUUCCGUCAAAUGGACCUCAAGGGACAGGCUCAGACCGACACGCAGCUCAAAACCGUGCACCAGAAUACCAUUAGCACCAUCAGAGUGUAUGAAGAUGCCAAUGGCGUUGUUCAUAAGCUCAGCACUAGCGGAGUUGAUGGCCGUGUAGUCAUUUGGACCAUUUGAGCUAGCUGUUCACUGGUUCUUCAAUAUUCGAGUCGGGUACUCGGGGGUUUAAGAGAUCUGAUGGGCCCAGUAUAUAGGUAUUAUUAUAGAUUCAAUCCAAGAUAAAUCCAGGAAUUUCACUAAGC
Messenger RNA from Aspergillus ochraceoroseus IBT 24754, 1254 nucleotides. RefSeq names its product WD40 repeat domain-containing protein. NCBI's taxonomy places the organism in Eukaryota, Fungi, Ascomycota, Eurotiomycetes, Eurotiales, Aspergillaceae. The record is from RefSeq and is a predicted model, not a curated record. The transcript has 4 exons. Gene Ontology annotation, biological process: Arp2/3 complex-mediated actin nucleation. Gene Ontology annotation, molecular function: actin filament binding. Bases 38 to 1129 code for a protein of 363 amino acids. Gene Ontology annotation, cellular component: Arp2/3 protein complex; actin cytoskeleton.